CAUCCAUGCUUUCGACAGUGCCAUCGCUAUUAAGAGACGCCAAUUCCUUGUAGAAGCUCACUACAUUUCGGGAUUUCCCCUUGAAUUGCCGGAACGUUGAAUAUUUUUCCUCCCAAGAUGAGCCGCGAAGUGCUAGAUCCUCCCGUGCAAACGAUGAGCCACAAUCGCCGCUACCGCGUCAACGUGGUGCAUGAGGAUUUCGGUGGCGCCAAGUGGAAUGGCCAAAAUAAAGGUGGAAAACCGGCUAGCAAUGUUUACCAGGAACCGGAUCUCUAUGGCGAAGACGAUGAGGAAGACGAUCCGGCCGCCAGCAACAUUGAGCAGGCUCCAAACGGAGACUUUAAGCUGGCGCUGCACGUGCCCAAGUCCUUCUAUGGCGGACUGAUUGGCCUCAAGGGCUCCACGAAGCGUCGCAUUGAAGAGGAGACCAGAACGGAGAUUUACGUUCCACGUCAGAACGAAAAGUCCAACGAUAUACUCAUCAAGGCCAAGCAACGCGACAGGGUGUGCGCUGCCUUGCGACAAAUCCGCCACCUCAUUGGCUCCCUGCGCAAGAAGAUGAAGCCCACGCACUUCCUAGCUGUGGCUCUGAACUCUGGACAGGUCCAAGAGCGCUUUGUGGAGCUUAAGAAAAGCAUUUUGGAGGCCCAGCUCCCGGGCAUCGAUGAGGAGCUGUUCAUCUCCGAACGCUCCAUCCACCUUACGCUGGGCGUCUAUGUGCUGCUCGAUGACGAUGAGCGCCAGCGGGCUCUGAACGAGCUGGAGGCCUGUCGCUCCCUUUUGACAAACCUUAAGACACCCUUCGAAAUGACAGUCAAGGGUUUAGAGAUUAUGAACGAUGAUCCCAGCUCCACGCGUAUUCUCUACGCCCACAUCGAGUCUCUGGAGCUACAGAAGUUUGCUGAUCAGUGCCUGGCCCACUUCCAGACCACCGGACUGUGCGCCACAGACAAUAACGAGCGUGAAUCCAUCAAGCUGCACAUGACAGUGAUGAACAACCGCUAUCGCAAGGAGGUGAUGAAGUGCUCCGACAGCUUCGAUGCUCGUGAAAUACUCAAGCGCUUUGGCGGCUUUGACUUUGGCGUGGCCCAGUGCCAGGCUGUGCAUCUGUGCGUACUCAAGUCCCGCGGUGAAGAUGAUUUCUACAAGAUCACCGGCAGUCUGAAGUUUGGGGAUGAAGAAUCGAAGACUUCAUCCGCUGCUUAGAAUAACAUACUUUGUAUUUUUUACAUUUAAAAAGAUUGAAGUCUUGCUUUUCUUUGUAAAUAAAUGAAAUCAAACG
Molecule: messenger RNA, 1282 nt
Organism: Drosophila kikkawai
Lineage: Eukaryota; Metazoa; Arthropoda; Insecta; Diptera; Drosophilidae
Product: activating signal cointegrator 1 complex subunit 1
Biological process (GO): DNA alkylation repair; regulation of DNA-templated transcription
Cellular component (GO): nucleus
Molecular function (GO): RNA binding
Source: RefSeq, a predicted model, not a curated record